AUGGCAGCACCGAGCCUCAUAGCUGCCGAGAUGCUUCCCCGGUUCCUGCUCCCCCGCCUGAGCUGGGGCGCACCGCACGCAGUCUCGCGAUCAGUCGCAUCGACAUCACGACCUUGGGCUGUCGCUUUCCAGGACAAGCCCUCCAGCAGACGCUCGUUUCACCAUGGACAGUCGCCCGCGAGACCCUCAUCCGCCGGCGCGCUCGCGCGCAGGAGCCCGAUAUUGCGGCGCGCGUUCCACGCGACGGCGCUGCGACAGCGCGAUCACCACUUUGACACGCUCAAGUUUGUCAAGCGGCUACAGAGCGAGGGGUUCACCGAGGAGCAGUCCGUCGCCAUGAUGAAGGUCCUGAACGACGUCAUCGAGGAGAGCAUCCAAAACCUCACCCGCACCAUGGUCCUUCGCGAGGAUGCCGCCAAGGCCACCUACACGCAAAAGGUCGACUUCGCCAAGCUGCGCUCCGAGCUCCUCUCCGCCGACAGCACCGAGUCCAACACGACCCGCAGCGCCCACGAGCGCCUGACCAACGACAUCACCAAGCUGAGCAGCCGCCUGCGCGACGAGAUCGGCCGCACCCAGGCCAGCGUGCGCCUCGACCUGAAUCUCGAAAAGGGCCGCAUCCGCGAGGAGGCCGUGUCCCAGGAGCUCAAGAUCAAGGAGACGGAGACGAAGAUCGAGCAGGAGGUGGCGGCGCUGCGGGAGAAGCUGGAGCAGGUCAAGUUCCAGACGCUCCAGUGGCUGAUGGGUGUUUGCACCGGUUUCGCUGCGCUGCUUCUUGGUGCCUGGCGCUUGCUAAUGUAG
Messenger RNA from Purpureocillium lilacinum, 801 nucleotides. RefSeq lists its product as uncharacterized. Gene Ontology annotation, biological process: mitochondrial respiratory chain complex IV assembly. NCBI's taxonomy places the organism in Eukaryota, Fungi, Ascomycota, Sordariomycetes, Hypocreales, Ophiocordycipitaceae. The record is from RefSeq and is a predicted model, not a curated record. Gene Ontology annotation, cellular component: mitochondrion.